This is a messenger RNA of Paramacrobiotus metropolitanus, 2696 nucleotides long. RefSeq names its product lipase maturation factor 2-like. Bases 308 to 2269 code for a protein of 653 amino acids. The record is from RefSeq and is a predicted model, not a curated record. Gene Ontology annotation, cellular component: endoplasmic reticulum membrane. Gene Ontology annotation, biological process: protein maturation. The transcript is spliced from 15 exons. Lineage: Eukaryota; Metazoa; Tardigrada; Eutardigrada; Parachela; Macrobiotidae.
AGUUCAAGGUGACCGCAGGCUCGGAGCUCUCCUCCAGUCCCGAAAAAUUCUGCAUUCUUUUUUUGUCACUUGCAGCAAGUGGCUUGCUCCAGAGUCAACUUACAAUUAGCUAACAAUUACAUAUGAAUCUGCCGUCGCUGGUUGUCAUAUUUCAGUUUUUGAAGGACUCGUUUGCAGUUUUCGUUUUUUCCCAUUCGUGCGUAGCAUCUAACUAUAGAUCGAGAGCGAGGCUUCGCAGCCUCUGCUAUUACAUACUUGAAUACUCUUAGCUUCUUUUGAUAGCACCAGAUUUGCUCAGACCGACACCAUGGCGCACCUUCACGUGCAUAAUUUAUUCUUAUGGUCUAUGGCCGUGAUCUACCUCUUUGCUUUUGCAUCGUUAUACCAUCAACUCCCCGGACUGUACGGCGACAAAGGAAUUCUGCCGGUAGCGUCGCGCGAACUCACCAAGAGCCCAAAGCUUGACUGGGAUGAUCUGCUUAAACACUGGAAUGCCAAGCCAACUUUGCUGUGGGUUACGCAGAGUUUGGGGAUCGAUGUGCAGACGAGCAUGGAUGUGUUGGCUCUUCUUGGCAUCGGUCUGGCUUCCUUCGCUAUCAUCACUCGCUUUGCCCGCAAUAUGCUGGUGUUUGGGGCAUUAUGGCUGCUGUACCUGUCCUUUUAUUCGGUUGGGAAUGUUUUCUUGUGGUUCCAAUGGGACGCCUUGCUUAUGGAGGCUGGAUUUCUUGCAUUUGUUUUCGCUCCAAUCCCCCUUUUCAUGCCCCACCGGAUCCAUGCUAAAUUGGCUGGACUCUGCAUGUGGCCAGUGAAGUGGUUGCUCUUCCGCCUUAUGUUUUCCUCUGGCAUUCUCAAGCUGACAGGCGGGUGUCCAACAUGGUGGAAACUUACAGCCUUGUUCCACCAUUACGAAUCGCAGUGCAUUCCCACUUUUCUUUCAUGGUACAUCCAUCAACUGCCCGGAUGGUUUGACCAGCUGACGCUCUUGCAUGCAUUGUUUUGUGAAGUCGUUCUGCCGUUUUUCUUUUUCGCCCCCACAAAAGGAUUGAGAAAGUUCGCUUGGUACAAUCAGAUUAUUUUGCAACUGGGAAUUAUUGCCACGGGAAAUUAUAAUUGGUUUAAUUUGCUGACUAUUGUGCUGAGCCUUUCCCUUCUUGAUGAUGAAGAUCUUGGAUUCAAAACACAUGGAAAAGUGCAGAUUAUUUCGAAACUCAAGAAAGCUGUGGCAUUUCUCUUCAACCUGCUCAUCAUCGGAGGAGUGUUGGCUGGAAUCGGUGUGCUCUACAACAUUAGAUAUGACGAGAAAAACGUGCUCACUUUUAAACCAGGUUUUGGUGAGAAGGAAGUGCAUGCUGUUAUGGAAUACGCGUGGCCGGCAUCCGUAAUGCUGGGCCUGAUCUCCCUCGCUUGGACUUUGAUCUAUUACUUUCGACAGCAUGAUGCGAAUGAAUCCUCAUUCACCAAAAUGUAUCGUGGGAUAUUUUUGGGCUUUUACGUCCUUAUGGCGCUGGGCUUGUUUGGUUUGAGCCUGAUACCGUACAACACGUUGAGCAAAACUACUAGUUUGGGGAAUACCGGAGUGCGAAUUCGUCAGUUGAAUAAAAAUCUGGAGAAGUUCAACCUCGUUAGUGGAUACGGCCUCUUCCGAAGAAUGACGGGUACCGAAGGCCGACCGGAACUGAUUUUGGAAGGCAGCGAUGAUUUGGAGGCGGGAUGGAAACCUUAUGAAUUCUGGUACAAGCCUGGUAAAUUAGAUCGACCUCCACCAUUCCUGAUUCCGCAUCAACCUCGACUGGACUGGCAGAUGUGGUUUGCGGCAUUGAGCGAUCAGAACAGCAGUCCAUGGGUGUACAAUGUCGCUUAUCGUCUGCUACAGGCAGAACCGGAAGUGCUUCGUUUAAUUGAUCCAGCCAGUCCCUUUUUCAAAAAGCCACCCAAGUACAUUCGCGGCCAGUUGUACAAGUACUGGUUUACGAGCAUCCAUGAUAAAGAUGCUAAGACUGGCAAUACUACAUCGGACUGGUGGAAGCGCAAAUUGGACCGAGAAUGGUUGUCGCCUGUUAGUCUUGAAGAUGCGAGAUUUAUGGAAAUAGUGACCCAGCAAGGCGUUACCAAAAUACCGAAGCAGCCAAAGGACAAUUUCAAGGAAUUGCACGUUUGGGUCAAAAUGGUUCGGGACACAACAACGACUCUCUCGGCACCGAUGUUUAUCUGGUCACUAUUUAUGAUCAAUGUCGCUUUCCAUCGAACCCUGAAGGCGCUGCGUUUGUGAAGUGAAGAAGGAAUUACCGUGUUCUCCUGUGACUCACCAUGCCUGUAACAGUGUAACUCACCUGUUAGCUCUCUUGGAUGACCUCGCAUUCCGUCGAAUUCAGCUCCAUUGUUCUGUCUUUCACUUGGUUGAGGGAUCAAAAUGCAACAUGCUACCUCAGGUUAAUGUUUAAAUGUGUACUCCCAUUUGUUCAUCGAGAAAUUCAAGCUCGGCUCGUUUGGGUUUGGUAUGUCUUUUCUCAGACUUUUCAGUGAGGUUGUUUUUGAGUUUGUGAAAGUUUCUGUGUGGGUUUCAGUCCAUUCUGGUGGUUUGCAUGUUAGGUUGGUUUUCGCUUUUAGUUGUUUUUUUUUUAAAAAUCGCCUUCGGUUGCUGUGGGUGUUUGGUUUUCACUGUUCGAAAUUUGCAAAAAAAGGACAGACAGCUCAGA